Aspergillus ochraceoroseus IBT 24754 is the source of this 681-nucleotide messenger RNA. RefSeq lists its product as uncharacterized. The transcript has 7 exons. The coding region runs from base 1 to 681 and encodes 226 amino acids. The record is from RefSeq and is a predicted model, not a curated record. Lineage: Eukaryota; Fungi; Ascomycota; Eurotiomycetes; Eurotiales; Aspergillaceae.
AUGGCUGUCUCACGUCCUCCGCAUGGUCCCGUCUGGACAUCGUUGCCCAAAUAUGUCUACCUUUCGUGGCAAAGACGCGUCACUAGAAACCGUCGAUUGGUAUCUGUUGCCUCCUUGUUGUCGCUCUCGGGGACUCACCAUUCCUCAAAUUGGUAUGAUGAGCUCAGUAUUUCAUUAACAGACGAGCCAAUUCAGCUGAUCUCUUACAUCUGCAGACAAGAAAUCCCGCAUUCAUCCUCGCUCAGGUGCAGGCGGCCGCUGUGCCCGGACUCAAAGUUGGGAGACGAGGAAGGAACUUUGAGGGCCAACUGUAUGCCCAUUCUGGAGUUGAUCCAUACCGGUUUUGCCACUCCUCCUUCAGACUCUCGAGUUGUCUUACAUCGGGCUGCUACUCCAGAACUGUCGAAUACGGCUUUUGACGACGUUGAAUUUGGAUUCUGUGACCCACAUAUACACUCCACUACACCGGGAUGCUUUAAUCCCGUGAUUUUUAAGCAGGUAAGAGUGCCUUUGAUGCAGUUCGUAUCCAAUAGCGUGCUUGAUACUGCUAGUAGGUAUAUGCACCUAACCAAGAACCCUGUCAAUCAGGAGAUUUUGGGGGCGGAUCCUUGCAUCUGCAAGUUGACAGCUGCAGGCGUCUUGUUAUGGGCCGUGAUGCAGCUGAUCCUUGACCCUCUUUGA